Mesocricetus auratus (golden hamster) is the source of this 1566-nucleotide messenger RNA. It is a transcript of the gene R3hcc1, whose product is annotated as R3H domain and coiled-coil containing 1. The transcript has 9 exons. The record is from RefSeq and is a predicted model, not a curated record. Lineage: Eukaryota; Metazoa; Chordata; Mammalia; Rodentia; Cricetidae. Gene Ontology annotation, molecular function: nucleic acid binding. The coding region runs from base 16 to 1404 and encodes 462 amino acids.
CCUCCCAGCCGCACGAUGGCGCUGAGCCCGCUGGAGAGCAGGGGGGCGGGGAUCCUGAGCGCCGCGGCUACUUUCCGGGCUGCCGCGGCUCUGCCAUCUGUCACCCUGGCCCUUCUCUGCUUGGACGGUGUCUUCCUCUCCUCGGCCGAAAAUGACUUUGUCCACCGGGUCCAGGAGGAGCUGGAUCGCUUCCUGCUGCAGAAGCAGCUAUCCAAGGUCCUUCUUUUCCCCCCUGUCUCCAGCCGCCUACGGUACCUGAUUCACAGAACAGCAGAAACUUUUGAUCUCUUGAGCAGCUUCUCUGUUGGGGAGGGCUGGAAGAGGAGAACAGUCGUCUGUCACCUGGACAUCAGGGUACCCAGUUCAGAUGGCCCCUCUGGUCCCUGCCGCCCUCCUGCCUCCCAUCCCAGCAAGUACCGUGGCCCUCGGUACACCUCACAUCAGGGAGCAGCUGCUGGUUCCCGAGGUGCUCCUGCUGGCCGGUGGCAUCGCGGGCGGAAGCCAGAUCAACCUCUGUAUGUGCCCCGGGUGCGAAGAAGGCAAGAUGAACCAGUAGCACCCUCCAUCCCGGGCCUCAGGGGAGAGGCCCCAGCUGGUGGAGUUUCAGAAGAGCCAAGAGGGGCUGGGGACCCUGAAGCUGAUCACGGAGUUCCCAUGUUGGUGACUCAGGGAACAGAGCUCCCGAAGAGCCCAGAUUCAGGCUGUGCAAAUGAUUCACAGUUGGAGUUGGGUGACACUGAGCCCUCUGAGAAUCCUUCCAAGAAGGAACAAGGGGUGGAGACAGCCGUGCGGCAGGGGUCCAGCCCACAGCUGGCCACGGAGGAGGAAAAGGAGGGGGAAAAUAGGAGGCUGGAUGAAGAAGAAAAGGAUGGGGAAGAAAAUGAAGAGGAUGACGCCGACCAUGAUGAUUUCAGUGAGCUGCUACAGGAGAUCACAGCCAACCUAACUGAAAAGGAGAUCGAGGUAGAGAGGAUCCACCUGGACACAUCCUCCUUUACAGAAGAGCUACCCGGGGAGAGGGACCUGGCCCACGUGGUGGAGAUCUAUGACUUUAAGCCAACACUCAAGACUGAGGACCUGCUGACCACCUUCUCCGAGUUCCAAGAGAAGGGGUUCAAGAUACAGUGGGUGGAUGAUACUCACGCCAUCGGCAUCUUUCCCUGCCAGGCCUCAGCCGCUGAGGCCCUGGCCAGGGAUUUCUCCGUGCUCAAGAUCCGGCCACUCACACAGGGAACCAAGCUGUCCAAGCUCAAAGCCUUGCAGAGGCCAAAGCUCCUGCAGCUAUCAAAGGAGAGGCCGCAGACAGAUUCAGCAGUGGCCCGCAGGCUGGUAGCCCGGGCCUUGGGGCUCCAGCACAACAGAAAGAAAGAGCCGUCUGCUGCUCCGAGUCUCCUGCCAUCUUGAGGCACCAGAUCCAGCUGUCCAGACUAGACUGGACUCCAACACCAUCACGCCUUUACAGACACAAGGACAGCCCCUUGUCCCCACUGGAACUGCUGUGGGGCACAGUGGGCUUUUGUUGAUCUGGUCCCAGAAAUUGAAAAGAAAUAAAAAUUUAAAGUUGUA